UUCUCUUUAUGUUUUGGACUCUGGGAUGCUCCGCAACAAUUUCACAUUGUGCCAUGGGAGCUAAUUGAAAUGAUUGAUCGUAUAAUUCGAGGCCUUCGAGAAGGAGCCUAUUUUGCUCUAUUAAAAUAAGAAGAAGCGAUACAGCCAAUAUACAGAUCGUCCUCAGUGAGAGAAAACGACAUCGAGUUCAGCUGCAUUUGAAAAAGAACGCCAUGCCAGACAAAGCAGCAGAGAGCCAGAAGUCGACCUCUGCGCGAGUUUCUUCGUUUUUCAUUGAGAAUUUGCUGGGAUCAAACCGAAAAGAAAACAAAAAGGAGAAGAAUCGGGAGCAUGCAGACGACUGCAGCAGAGAAAAGCGUUUUCACAACGCAGUGGCCGUCAGCCAUUGCAGUCAGAUUUGCUAUCAGGUCUCGAACGCAGCGUUCAGUUCAAAGAACCAUCGUCACGGGGAAAAUCCACUGGUAUGGUACAGAGAGUCACAAAACUUUACAAAAUACGAAGAGACUGAGAGUCCAAAAGAGGAGAAUCAUAAUUUUGAAGAUCCGUGUUAUUCACUAACAGCAAGCGACCGGGACUCCCCAUUCAUAUCUGAACCCGCAGAUGGGCAAGAAGCAGAGAGCAAACAAGAUGACAGCGUGGACGAUGAAAAGGAGGGUGGUAUACUGCAAAGUUAUGACGCUGAUCAGGAAACCCCAGAGCAAAAAUCUGCUCGUAAGAAAAAAACUCGAACUGUCUUCAGCAGGAGUCAAGUUUUCCAGCUGGAAUCGACGUUUGACAUGAAGCGAUACCUGAGCAGCUCCGAAAGAGCGGAACUGGCGUCGUCGUUGCAUCUCACUGAGACCCAGAUCAAAAUUUGGUUCCAGAACAGGAGAAACAAGUGGAAAAGACAACUUGCAACAGACAUAGAAGUUGCGAAUCUUUCCCAUUCCGGUCAAAGGAUUGUCAGAGUUCCCAUUUUAUAUCAUGAAAACUCUAGCCCCGCUACAAUGGGUUUCAAUGUGACUCAAGUGUCGCCUCCUUUGGUUGGCUUUUCCAGUUCUGUGAAUUAUCCUCUUUCAGCAUUCCCCCACUCUAUGGCUUUUCUACGGUCACAAAUUACAGGUCUUGUAUAAAAAAAGAAAACAAGCUUAAAACUUAAAAAACUCCACCUUAUAAUUUGGUUAUUUUUUAGUUUUGAAGCAGAAACGUGCUAUACAACUUGCGCAUAUGAAUGCAAGUAAAUGGUGCUGUGCACACAAAGGAAAACACAACAGGAUGCUAAAAUGGUGUUAGGUGUUAGGGAUGAAUUUAAGCAAUAUAUUAAAACAAUGUAUAUCAUUAUUAAUAUAAAACAUUACUUAAUUUCUAUAUAUUUGUAUUAUUAUUUUUGUAACUUAAUGCAAUACUUAUAUCGGGCACGUUAUAUGGUUGUUGUAUUUUAAUCAGCACGGGGUGAGGGUGUAUAAAAUUGAUUUUAUUUAAAAAAAGUUAUAUAUUAUUUUCAGUAAAUCUCUACUAUUAAA
Molecule: messenger RNA, 1502 nt
Organism: Polyodon spathula (Mississippi paddlefish)
Lineage: Eukaryota; Metazoa; Chordata; Actinopteri; Acipenseriformes; Polyodontidae
Product: homeobox protein HMX1-like
Exons: 2
Coding region: 213-1112 (299 amino acids)
Biological process (GO): negative regulation of DNA-templated transcription; regulation of transcription by RNA polymerase II
Cellular component (GO): nucleus
Molecular function (GO): RNA polymerase II transcription regulatory region sequence-specific DNA binding; DNA-binding transcription factor activity, RNA polymerase II-specific
Source: RefSeq, a predicted model, not a curated record